Messenger RNA from Hirsutella rhossiliensis, 609 nucleotides. Its product is annotated as ctr copper transporter family domain-containing protein. The coding region runs from base 1 to 609 and encodes 202 amino acids. Gene Ontology annotation, cellular component: membrane. The transcript has 4 exons. Gene Ontology annotation, biological process: copper ion transmembrane transport. NCBI's taxonomy places the organism in Eukaryota, Fungi, Ascomycota, Sordariomycetes, Hypocreales, Ophiocordycipitaceae. Gene Ontology annotation, molecular function: copper ion transmembrane transporter activity. The record is from RefSeq and is a predicted model, not a curated record.
AUGGGCCACGGCAGCCACGCCGCCAGCCCCAAGAACAGCAGCAGUCCCGCCGCCAUGGGCACGGGCAUGGGCAAGGGCAAAUGCAAGAUAUCGAUGCUCUUCAACCUCAACACCAUCGACUCGUGCUUCCUCUCGGACCGCUGGCGCAUCACCUCGGCAGGCAUGUUCGCCGGCUCCUGCAUCGGCGUCUUCCUCCUCACCGUGGCCCUCGAGCUGCUGCGCCGCUCCAUCAAGGAGUACGACCGCUUCCUCGUCAGGCAGCACCUCGCCAAGUUCCAGGCCUCGACCGCCGCCGCCGCCGCCGCCGCCCGCGCCGAGGGCGAGUCGGUCAGCAGCAAGGACGUCGCCGUGGCCGCCCGCGCCUCGUGCGCCGCCGUUCCUCCCCUUCGCCCCAGCGUCCUCCAGCAGGCUGUUCGUGCCUUUUUGCAUCUUCUCCAGUUUACCUGCGCCUACAUCCUCAUGCUGCUCGCCAUGUAUUACAACGGGUACCUCCUCCUCUGCAUCUUCCUCGGCGCCUACUUUGGCGCCUUCAUCUUCCAGUGGGAGAAUCUGCCCCUCGGGGGUCAGCAGACGAGCGCAGCCGAGGAAGCAACAGUCUGUUGCGGCUAG